AUGGGUUUCCUUUUGCCUGCGACUGGAAAGCCCUUUGACCCUGAAACUGAUAUCCCAGACCUUGCCGGCAAGGUCAUUCUAGUUACUGGAGCAAACACGGGCAUAGGCAAAGCUACUGUUGUAGCUCUCGCCGUGCACCAACCCGAACGCAUCUACCUCGCAGCCCGGGAUGCCGAAAAAGCUGCCGGCGCCAUCAAGGAUGUCGAAGCUGCGGUACCCGGCGCAUGCAUCUCGUUUCUUGAGCUUGACCUUGCCUCUCUGGCAUCUGUGCGCAGCGCUGCGAGGCGCGUGAUUUCCGAGGUUAAACGUCUAGACAUAUUGGUCUGCAAUGCUGGUAUCAUGGCCGCCCCGCCGGGUUUGACUGUGGAUGGCUACGAGCUGCAGUUUCAGACCAACCAUCUCGGUCAUGCUCUGCUGAUCAAGCUUCUCCUGCCCACGCUUCUCCAUACUGCUGAAGCUCCUGACAGCGACGUGCGCGUGAUCUGCCAAAGCUCGCUGGGAUUCCAGAUUGCCCCGAUGGGCGGCAUACGAUUUGACAGCCUCAAGACGACACAGGAAGACCUCAGCGUACUUCCAGAUUCUUUCGGCACGUAUUACCGCUACGGUCAAUCCAAGCUCGCCAACAUUCUUACGGCUGCCGAGCUGGCAAAGCGCUAUCCUCAAAUCACUGCCGUCUCUGUGCAUCCUGGCAUUGUUGAUACGCAGUUGCUACCCAACUACUUACGAAACAAGUGGAUAAGGUUGGUUAUGACGCGAUCUACAUCGUUGAAGACGCCCAUGGAGGGCGCGUACAAUCAGCUUUGGACUGCGACCGCGCCGAAGGACCAUCUUGUAAACGGCGAGUUCUACGAAGCUGUUGGAGUACUAGGUGUGGACUCGUGUUAUUCGAAGAGUGAGAAGUUAGCGGCGCAGUUGUGGGAUUGGACUAUGAAGGAACUUGAGGCUUAUGAGACGGAUAUGUGA
Molecule: messenger RNA, 963 nt
Organism: Coniosporium apollinis CBS 100218
Lineage: Eukaryota; Fungi; Ascomycota; Dothideomycetes
Exons: 3
Coding region: 1-963 (320 amino acids)
Source: RefSeq, a predicted model, not a curated record